UCAUUGAUAGUCAUGUCUGAGUUGACUAACGUCCGAAAUAUGUCGUUCCAGUUGAAACAGUUAAAAGAAUGUAUUUUCUCCAAGGAAACGUUAGAUGUUGAAGUUUGUACACUCCCAGUUGUAGGUAGUGGUACUCGAAGGUAAAUGUUCUAUUUUAGGAAAAAAUUCUGGAAAAGCUAGCAGAAAGGUUUUAUGGAUGUUAUAAUCGGAUCAGUGGAUCAGCACAAACUAUCGAUAACUACUUUUUCUAUUUAGAAACAGUAAAUAAAAUUCAAGAUGAGCAAUACAAAGAAAGAUUUGGAACGUUGUUAUUAAAAUAUUUUCUAGCCAUUGAUCCAUCGGCGGCGGCUAUGAUUAUUCUAUCAAUUGUAUUAUUUACAAGAGCAAUCAAGUUUUUUGGCACCGAAGAUCAUGCCAAAUAUUAUAAGGCCGUUGCUCGUGGUGAGAUUAUAGGCACAUUGUGUUUAACCGAAGUUGGCCACGGUAGCGAUGUUAAAUUACUCCAAACCACAGCAACUUAUCUCAUUGACAAAAACGAGUUUGUACUUAACACCCCGAGCUUUGAAGCUGGAAAGUGUUGGAGUGAGAAUAUCGGGGUAUUGGCUACACACGCUAUCGUUUACGCACAGCUAUACAUGCAAGGUGGGAAAUACUGCGGGCUAGUUCCAUUUGUCGUACCAAUACGUAACUCAAGGACCCUACUACCCUACCCAGGGGUGGCAACGUGUAGUUUAGGAGAGAAACUUGGAUUCAAUCAAGGAGACCAUGGACUUUUAGUUUUUCAAAACUACCGCAUACCAAAGGAGAGUCUACUAAACAAAUUUGCAGAUGUGACACGCGAAGGCGGUUUCGUCAUCCAAGACCACAGCAGAUUAUCGACCGCGUUGUUUGAGGUGCUAAUCGACUGGAAGAAUAGACGUAGUUUGCACAAACUUAAUGUUACUUCGAUACACACUUACCAUCGCUUCAAGGAUCGCAUCGUCCCCUGUUCCAAAUUUGCAAAAUCACAUUCGAUUAAUGCCCUACAUUUCUGUAUAUUACGUUGCAAUCAUUUUCACCAGACACCUUUGUGAAAUACAGAACGCCCUUCUCUUCCCCUCCGAUGACACAUCGGCUAAUCGAAACCGUUUAGGUGUAGAAAUUCAUCUGAUAUCAUCGUCAGCUAAAUGCCUUUUUACGAAUUUGGUUCGGGACGGUACAAGUUACUGCUUAGAAGCGUGUGGAACACUGGCUUACCUUGCAAUUUCAGGUGUUCCGAGCUUGAAGUACAUUUCCGAGUCUGCCUGUACGGCCGAAGGAACGAAAGAGAUUUUAGUGCAGCAAGUAAGCAAUAUCCUCAUCAAAACCUGGAGAAUGGCUCUAGAAAAGCGAGAAAUAAUGUUUCCAAUGAAUUCGAUUAAUUUCUUGAACCAUGCGACUGAAAUAUUAAACUCUACGUUUAAAUCUCAAUCAAGUGCGGUACAUCUGGAUCUAGAAUCUACUUUGGGCCACUAUAAGUGGUUAGUAUGUUACUUACUGAAAAGUUCUUACGAAAAGCUCCACAAAUGUUUUAACGAGGAAGGCAAGGAAUUAUUUUGGGCGAUGCAUGACAACCAAAUUUAUUUCGCCAAGGAAUUAACUUAUGCAUACAUUGAGCAUUAUGUUAUUCAAAAAGUUAGCUUUUACAUUUCAAAGAUGCCACACAGUUCAGUUAAGUCAAUACUGGACAAGUUAUUGUCACUUUACGCCCUUUGGAGCUUACACAACUACGUCACCUUCUUCUAUCAGGGCGGAUAUGCUGCUGGAUCAGAAUUUGGCCAGUUUUUAGAAGAUGCCAUUUUGUCGCUUUGUCAGGAUUUAGCAAGUGAUGCUGCGUUGUUGACAAAUGCAAUUGCGUUACCUGACUUCGUAUUUUCUUCUGUCCUUGGACAAAACACUCAAGACGUUUAUAAACUUUUGGAAAAUAUUACCCCAAAUUGGACCGAUGCCGAUGACGCAAAUAAAAAAUUGAAUUCAAAGUUAUAGCGUUAACUUCAUUCUUUAGCGUUGUGUAACGACAAAAGUCAAGAAAUAAACAAACUCUUCUGUUACGUCUGCAA
Molecule: messenger RNA, 2078 nt
Organism: Photinus pyralis (common eastern firefly)
Lineage: Eukaryota; Metazoa; Arthropoda; Insecta; Coleoptera; Lampyridae
Product: peroxisomal acyl-coenzyme A oxidase 3-like
Exons: 9
Coding region: 937-2004 (355 amino acids)
Biological process (GO): lipid homeostasis; fatty acid beta-oxidation using acyl-CoA oxidase
Cellular component (GO): peroxisome
Molecular function (GO): fatty acid binding; pristanoyl-CoA oxidase activity; FAD binding
Source: RefSeq, a predicted model, not a curated record